AUGUGGAAAUUGUAUUCCACAGCCGAGGGUGGUGAUAGAUGGCCAUUUUGGUCGCUGUUGAUGGUUGGUUAUACCGCGUCGAUGAUGAGAUUAUGCUUUGUCAUUCCAUGUUUCAACCUAAACAGAUCCAUCUCCAGGAAAACCUGGAAUGACAAAACACUUAUGGUGUUUCUGGGAUCCGGCGGUCACACCGGUGAGAUGUUGAGAAUGCUGUCAACGGUGAAGUCGUUGGAUUCGCUCAAGCACAUAACGUUUGUAACCUCCACCGGAGACGAAGGAUCUCAAAAGAUGUUGACAAAGUUCAUUGAAGAAAGGUCGCUGAGGGCAAGCUACUCCUUUGUCGAUCUCCCACGGGCACGAAGAGUUGGUGAGCCGCUGGUGUCUUCCUUCCUAUCCACCGUGAAGUCGAUCAUGUUUGUAUUCAACGUGUUCCCCAAUAUCGAAUACCCACCAGAUAUCCUGAUGCUCAACGGUCCAGGAACCACGGUACCCUUGGCCAUAUUCUACACUUUCCUGAAUGUUGUACAAUUUUCACACACAACAAAGAUCUUCUACAUCGAGUCCCUUGCGCGCGUGAACAGCCUAAGUACAAGUGGCAUGAUUUGCCGCCCUUUGGCACACAGGUUCUUGGUACAAUGGCCAAAGCUUGCAGUCAAAACCUCUACAGAGUACAAGGGCAUUCUGGUGUGA
This is a messenger RNA of Williopsis jadinii, 690 nucleotides long. It is a transcript of the gene ALG14, whose product is annotated as N-acetylglucosaminyldiphosphodolichol N-acetylglucosaminyltransferase anchoring subunit ALG14. The record is from RefSeq and is a predicted model, not a curated record. Bases 1 to 690 code for a protein of 229 amino acids. NCBI's taxonomy places the organism in Eukaryota, Fungi, Ascomycota, Saccharomycetes, Phaffomycetales, Wickerhamomycetaceae. Gene Ontology annotation, biological process: dolichol-linked oligosaccharide biosynthetic process. The transcript has a single exon. Gene Ontology annotation, cellular component: UDP-N-acetylglucosamine transferase complex.